AUGGAGUCUUCCCUACCCACUCACGCAAAAGACGACCCGAAUAACUCAGCCGACAGCACACCCUCGAAAAAUGCAUUGAAGAAGGCUCAAAAAGAGGCUGAGAAAGCUGCCAAAAAGGCCGCGGCGAAGAAGACGGAUGAAGAGAAGAGAGCUGCCCAACAGGCUCAAGAGUCUGAAGACACUGCGAAAGACAAUUAUGGCAAAUUGCCCAAGCACGACGUCGAGAUCACCCAUCUCAAGAAACUUGAUGAAGAAUAUGUCGACAAAGAAGUUACAGUGAUCACCAGAAUCCACAACAGCAGAAGUCAAAGUGCUAAGCUUGCAUUCUUGAUGCUUCGACAACAAGGCAAAACUAUUCAAGCGGUCGUUGCUGCCGACGGAGAUUCGGUGUCAAGGCAGAUGGUCAAAUGGUCUUCAGGCAUCAACGUCAACUCCAUCGUGCGGGUCACUGGCGCUGUCAAGAAACCGAAUCCUCCUGUUGCCUCAGCAUCAAUAAGCGACCUCGAGCUACAUGUCUCCAAAAUUUACCUGAUCGCUCAAGCCUCUGAACAAAUCCCAAUGCAAGUCAAAGAUGCCGAACGUCCACCUCCGGCUACGGCAGAAGAAGGGCAAGUCGAUGCAGAGGGGGUACCUAUUGUCACGUUGAAAACCAGACUCGACAAUCGAGUGAUUGACCUUCAAACCGAAUGCAACCAAGCCAUCUUCACGAUUUCCAGCGCCGUGGAAGAGCUUUUUGAAGAAUACAUGCGCAAAAGCGGAUCAAGAAAAUUCAACACGCCCAAAUUGCUCGGCACAGCAACUGAGGGCGGGAGUGGUGUGUUCGAGGUCAAUAAUUACUUCGGAAAAAGUGGAUUUCUGGCGCAAAGUCCACAGUUGCAUAAGCAAAUGCUCAUCGCCGGAGACUGUGAGAGUGUUUUCGAGAUUGGACCAGUGUUCCGUGCUGAGAAUAGUAACACCCAUCGACAUCUGACAGAGUUCACAGGCCUCGAUUUCGAAUUGGUCUUCAAUCACCAUUAUCAUGAAGUUCUAGAGUUUGCCGAGAAAUUGAUCGUCUUCAUCGUUCAGCAACUCCAAGCCCGGUACAAGAAUGAAAUUGCUGUGGUCCAGAGAUACUUCCCAAGGGCUGGAGAUUUCAGAAUCAAAGACGGCAAGGCCCUAAGGCUGAAAUACUUUGACGGCAUCAAAAUUCUCAGAGACGCAGGGGUCGACACCACGGAACAAGACAACUACGUUACUGACCUGACAACGGCACAAGAAAAGAAGCUGGGUCAGCUCAUUCGCGAGAAGUAUGACACGGAUUUCUAUGUCCUAGACGAAUUCCCGAUGUCCGUCCGACCUUUUUACACCAAAGUGCAUCCCACCGAUCCAAAACUGUCCAACUCGUACGAUUUCUUCAUGCGAGGUGAGGAGAUUAUGUCUGGAGCUCAACGUAUAAACGAUGCUGCUGAGUUGGAAGCUGCCAUGCGAGGCAAGGGGCUCGAUCCGGAUGCAGAGGGUUUCCAAGAUUACGUCAAUGCAUUCAGACAAGGGUGUCGACCGCAUGCUGGAGGUGGCUUGGGUUUGAACCGCAUAGUCAUGUUCUUCUUGGGAUUGGACAAUGUCAGGCAGGCAACACCGUUCCCUCGUGAUCCUCAACGCUUGAGACCAUGA
Messenger RNA from Rhinocladiella mackenziei CBS 650.93, 1650 nucleotides. Its product is annotated as aspartate-tRNA(Asn) ligase. Gene Ontology annotation, biological process: aspartyl-tRNA aminoacylation. The record is from RefSeq and is a predicted model, not a curated record. The coding region runs from base 1 to 1650 and encodes 549 amino acids. Gene Ontology annotation, cellular component: cytoplasm; cytosol; aminoacyl-tRNA synthetase multienzyme complex. The transcript has 2 exons. NCBI's taxonomy places the organism in Eukaryota, Fungi, Ascomycota, Eurotiomycetes, Chaetothyriales, Herpotrichiellaceae. Gene Ontology annotation, molecular function: RNA binding; ATP binding; aspartate-tRNA ligase activity.